Molecule: messenger RNA, 4670 nt
Organism: Electrophorus electricus (electric eel)
Lineage: Eukaryota; Metazoa; Chordata; Actinopteri; Gymnotiformes; Gymnotidae
Gene: dsela
Product: dermatan sulfate epimerase like a
Molecular function (GO): chondroitin-glucuronate 5-epimerase activity
Source: RefSeq, a predicted model, not a curated record
CCAAACAUGCAUUAUAGCACACAUCAUCAACAACUUAGUAAAACAACUUUCGCAUAGCAUUUAGACGCGGUUCCUUUACCUGCUUGUGAAUUGAAUUCCGGACAGAGAACCUUUUUUGUGGGUUAUAUAAACUAACUGUGGUCCACCGUGACGUGAGUAAACUACUGUUCAGAACAAACUGGAUGAAGAGCGUUAACAGACGCGUAAUCAGGUGUGAACAAUAAUCAGACGUAAUUGGAUUUCAAAGAAUACAGCUUUCUUACCGAAUUUUACUGGUUGAUGCAUAUCGUUGGUUCGAAAAAGCAUCGUAUAGAUUUCAUGGAUGCAUCGCGUAGCAAAUUCCUAGACAAGACUAAAGGACAGUGCAGUCAGAAGUAAUGGAUUCAACAAGAAAUUACUGAGUAUUUCCUGACGGUGACAACUAAGAACUCUUUAAUUAUGGACAAUUAAUCACUGUUGCACGUCUGAAUCAGAUGGUAUGUUCACCAAAACGUUCCGUUGCAUGAGUAACUCGGAGAGAAGAAAGGGGUUUUUUUCCGUCGUUGAUUAUUUAUGUUGUUCACCUAUAAGUGUUUUGCUGAGUAUCUGAUCAUAAAUGUACACUCCUAGCAUACAUAGACUUUUUUUUUUUUAAAUCAAGAACUCUUAAAUCACAGUGAAAAUCUGCCUAAGGAUUCCAGUGGUCUGCUGGAACUACCCUUCACGUGAGUGGAAAUUACAAACACAUUUCUAGGUGGAACUUUUUUUCAAAAAGGGGGGGGAAAAAAAAAGUCCACAUCUGUCUUUUGAAUCAUGGCUGUUGAGUGGCUAAUGAAGUUGGGGGUUCUACUGUGUCUUUUGAAGAUGGUAUUGUCUAUCUCUGGGAUUUAUAACUCCUCAAACAAAUAUGGCUCAUUCAUUGAGCGCACAGAGCAAGGCAGACUCCACACAGGCAGCAUCCCCACAAAGCACAGAAUACACCUGGCAUCACGCACUCACCCCAACCUGUACUUCGAUGUGACGGAAGUGCCGGUUCUGAGGAAGAAAGCCCUCACGACACACAGUCACAUUUUCAAAAUCAUUCAAAAUGCCGUUGCCACCAUGCUGGAUAGCCCGGCUGCCUACCUGCCGCCACCAAACCAUGAGGACUUCGGUAAGAAAUGGAAUGAGAUCUAUGGCAACAAUCUGCCCCCUCUUGCUCUCUACUGCCUCCUUGUGCCCAAGGACUCUGCUGCUUCUCAGUUCUUAAUAAAGUACAUGGAUCGAAUGUCUGAAUAUCCUGACUGGCUCGUGACUACUGCCCCAAAUGACGAGGUCCCGAUGGCCCACUCCCUCACUGGUUUCGCCACAGCUUAUGACUUCAUUUAUAAUCUUCUAGACCUUCAGCGACGGGUUCAGUAUCUUGAGAAGAUACGGGCAGUCACAGAGGAGCUCUAUGAGCUGUCCAAGCACAGAAGCUGGGGCAAGCAGUUCCUACAGAACCACCAGACUACAAACAUAGUAGCCAUCCUUAUCGGAGCUAUUGUGAUGGGGGAGCAUAAUGAUUCUGAAGCCAUGGCAUGGAAGCAAGUAGCAGUGAACUAUAUGGAGAAGACCAUGUUCCUCCUAAACCACAUGGUAGAUGGGUCGCUAGAUGAAGGUGUGGCAUAUGGCAGCUACACAGCCAAAUCCAUCACUCAGUACGUGUUCUUGGCGUCACGUCAUUUUGAUAUCGACAACAAGAAAAACACUUGGCUGCAAGCCCACUUUAUGUUUUACUAUGCCACUGUGCUCCCUGGCUUUCAAAGGACGGUGGGGAUCGCUGACUCCAACUACAACUGGUUCUAUGGGCCAGAAAGUCAGCUGGUUUUCCUCGACGCGUUCGUGCUCCGAAAUGGCUCAGGAAACUGGCUGGCGCGUCAGAUCAGGAAGCACCGACCCAAGGAUGGACCCAUGGCGGCAUCAAUAGCACAGCGCUGGGCUACUCUCCACACAGAGUUUGUCUGGUAUGAUGCUGAGCUUUCUGCUCAGCCUCUGACUGACUUCGGGAAGCCGACUAUGCAUUUGUUUUCAAAUUGGGGUGUGGUGACAUAUGGAGCAGGGACACCUUAUGCCCAGGGCAAUACUUUCCUGUCUUUUAAAUCUGGGAAACUAGGCGGUCGAGCAGUGUAUGACAUUGUUCAUGCUAAACCCUAUUCCUGGCUGGAAGGCUGGGCCAACUUCAAUCCUGGACAUGAACACCCUGAUCAGAACUCUUUUACUUUUGCUCCCAAUGGACAGGUUUUUGUUUCAGAGGCUUUGUAUGGGCCAAAAUACAGCCACCUGAACAAUGUGUUGGUCUUUGGCCCCUCCCCCACCAGUCAAUGCAAUGCGCCAUGGGAGGGGCAGCUAGGGGAAUGUUCCAAAUGGCUGCGAUGGGAAGAAAAUGAAGUAGGUGACAGUGCUGGUGAGGUCAUUGCAGCAUCCUCCCACCAGGACACAUUAUUUGUUAGUGGAGAAGCUGUGACUGCCUAUUCAUCUGCUAUGAAGCUUAAAAGUGUGUACCGGGCCCUGGUCCUGCUCAACUCCCAGACAUUAAUGGUGUUGGAUCAUGUGGAAAAGCAGAACAGGUCUCCUCUGACUUCAUUUAGUGCUUUUUUCCACAACCUUGACUUUGAUCUGAGAUAUAUGCCACACAGGUCUUUGGACAGGUACAAUGGAGCGCUGAUGGAUGUAUGGGAUGCUCAUUAUAAAAUGUUUUGGCUGGACAGUCAAGGAGGGAGCCCAAAUGCCAGGAUACAAGAAGUGGAACAGGUUGCGGAGUUCAGAAAGAGAUGGACACAAUUCAUUAAUGUGACCUUUCCCAUGGACAACUCUGUCAGCAGAGUGGUGUACCUAAUGCAUAGUCCUUUUGUCAAAGUUUCAGACUGCAGGUUCAUAGACAACAGCAUAAAUGGUGUCAGACUGUCUGUCACUCUCAAUGACACAGAGACUACUGUUUCCAUCGUCACAAACUACAAGGACAUCGGUGCCAGACACAGCUACUUGGGCUUUGCAGGUUUUGCAAAAGCAGAAAGCAAACAUCAGAUAAUUCGUUUUGGUCAGGGAAUUCUAACUUUACCCACCCAAAGCCCAAAGAAUUCCUCAUUUGAUUUUGGUUUAUUGAUUAACAGCAUAACAAUGUGGACUGUGUGUUUUGCCGUCCUGUUUUCAACCAUAAAACGAAAGUUGAAUUUGCUCUUCAGUAAGCUUGUUCAUUUUGCUCUUAUUAUAGUGCUGGUUUUCUGGGUGUUGAAAUUAUUGGUAAUGUCUCGUGACUGUGAGAAGGCUUUUUGUGCCUUAACAUGGCAGGACUCGCAUGCUUCUGAGGAGGAAACCACCCUUCCUGGCAGCACUCCAGAAACCCUCCCAUUCAUCAUCAUCACAUCACUCCCAGGCUCUGGGGCCGAGGUCCUUCAGCACCUUUUCGGCAACAGCUCUGACUUUGUGUACCUCAUGAUCCCAUCUGCGUACCUCCAUGUGCCGGAAGCCGAGUUUGCGCCUGACUCUCUGCUAGACGCUUGCGAGUGGUUGAGGGCGGACGCACAUGCUGGAAAGUUCCUGGCUGUCCAGGGCUGGUUCCACUCCCUGGUGCACAGUGUCAGACUGCACCUGCAGAACAUCCAGCUCUAUAACAAUGACAUCCAGGGCCUGAGUGUAGGCCUCGCUCAAGAAACAAAGAAGAGGAGAAGGAAACCGAGGGCAAGCAUGGUGAAUGGGGCCACAGCUAGGGAUGUGGGGUACAUUAAGCAGCUGCGAAGGCAUUUGGUGGCAUACCCAAACGCCUGUCCUGUCUUGAAUCUCCGCAGUGGGAGCUGGUCACUGAAACUGCCCUUCAUCCAUGAGGUGGUUGGCCACUCGUUCCACUCACUCCAACUGGUGCGAGACCCACGGGCCUGGGUCUAUAUGAUGCUUUACAAUGGCAAACCAAGCCUUUAUGCACGCAAGAACAUCAGACAGCACCUGCUGGAUGUCAUCAGUGAUGGAAGGCAUGGGUGCAAGUUCGAUGCGGCCUUCCAGUCUUUGCGGAGCCUCCUUGCGCAGCCCAACGCCAGUCCUGUGCUGCUGCUUGCUCACACGUGGCUGGCCCACAUGUCUGCCAGCCUCCGGGCGAGUGGCGAACUGCCCCCACAGGCCUGCCUCAUGGUGAAAUUCGAGGACAUUGUGCGUUUCCCAGAGGAGACCGCGAGAAGGAUACACAAGUUUCUUGGGAUACCUGUUGCACCAGCUUCCCUAAACCAGCUCAUAUUUGCUACAUCCACAAAUCUGUAUCACCUGGUAUAUGAAGGGGAUGUAUCUCCUGCCAAAAUCAACAUGUGGAGAGAAAACAUGGCCCAUGAUGAGAUCAAAAUAAUAGAAGGAGUUUGUGGGACUGUCAUGGAGACACUUGGAUACAAAAGACACAGCCAUGCCCCUUUUGAAUGAAAUUAAUUAAAUUAAAUGCAAACACUGAAAGCUUGUCCGAUUUGUAUAAAUUCACAGAACACGUUGCCUGACCCUCUGUGUUUUCUGUUUUGUUGUAUUCCAGACCGGGAUACUGAACUUACAAAAAGGACAUGUUGAGGAACUAGAAAUAAAUAACAAAUAAGCUGAAAAGUACUUUGUGAAAAUUUAUGAACAUCUAACACCUCCUCUUCCAAUAUAUUUAGCUACUUCCUAUUAGCAAGCUUUUUGUGGUGAUUUGUUUAAACCAU